AUGCAAUCAAUUUUCGCACUCGUCUUUCUCCGUAUCAGGGACGCCAAGCGGGAAACAGCUUCAUUCACCAAUUAUAACGAGAAACCCAGAAUAACAACAUCUUCACAGCGAGCUCGUGGCACGAGAGCCUGCCACAAAUCGCCGCGCGAGCACGCCAACUCGCGGAGCCAGACAGCUUCCCCAUGCUGCCGCAUCGCCUCUGGAGGUGACUGCUUCGGCGUACCACCUCGUAUCAGACGAUCCUUGCCUGAAUGCAACGGAAUAAAUCUCUGA
Messenger RNA from Akanthomyces muscarius, 273 nucleotides. RefSeq lists its product as uncharacterized. The record is from RefSeq and is a predicted model, not a curated record. The transcript is spliced from 2 exons. NCBI's taxonomy places the organism in Eukaryota, Fungi, Ascomycota, Sordariomycetes, Hypocreales, Cordycipitaceae. Bases 1 to 273 code for a protein of 90 amino acids.